AACCCAGAAGGGAAUUUUUUCUUCCAUCGCUCUCGCUGUCUUUUUUUGUUUUGUUUUUUUACCAUUCGCAGUCUUUUAACGUUUGUAAACUUAGCCAUUUCCCUUCAUCUUCUCCACUGCUAACCAGCGAAAAUUCUAAUAAUCGAUAAUGGAUGGGAAUGAUUCUGUAGAUUCAAAACAGGACACUACGGAUAUGGCACUUUUCGUCCAGAAUUUACUUCAACAGAUGCAAUCAAGGUUCCAAACAAUGUCUGAUUCCAUCAUCACGAAGAUCGAUGAGAUGGGCAGCAGGAUAGAUGAGCUAGAACAAAGCAUCAAUGAUCUCAAAGCAGAGAUGGGUGCAGAGAACUCUUCUCCUCCAGUUCCUCCUGCGGAUGAUUCCAAGUCACCCAAUGAAUCCUAAUGCAAUAGCUUAAGGAAAUUCGGCAUCUAAAGCCAGUAAUUCUAGACUCUAUUUCCUUCAGUCCCUGGCUUUUCUCAUAUGGAAAAUCCGUAGUAUACUAGCAUUUAAAUUUUUGGAACAAAAAAAUAUACCUUAUAUUUGUAAUUCAAGCCUCCUCUAGUUGCUAUUUUCAUAGACUACCCUUAUAUUUGUAACUCAUCCUUUUGUUGAAUGUUGAAAACCAUCAGCAACAUGCAUCUUAUUCUUUAAACAGAACUUUAAGGCCAUGAUUAGGCUUUUUAAUCUAUUGCAUAUUUGAAGACUGUAA
Molecule: messenger RNA, 710 nt
Organism: Gossypium raimondii (Peruvian cotton)
Lineage: Eukaryota; Viridiplantae; Streptophyta; Magnoliopsida; Malvales; Malvaceae
Product: heat shock factor-binding protein
Exons: 5
Coding region: 149-403 (84 amino acids)
Biological process (GO): cellular heat acclimation
Cellular component (GO): cytosol; nucleus
Molecular function (GO): transcription corepressor activity
Source: RefSeq, a predicted model, not a curated record